AUGGGUGGCCUAUUAAGUAUUCUUCGUGGAGCCAAUGAGGAUGAAGUAGUCGAUAUUCCAGUAGAUUUCACUGGCGCCAAACCAUGUGCAGAAGAGGCCGCCAUGUUUGCAAUGCUGGAUGAAAUUCUCAAGCCUGCUGAAGAUCACAUAUCUACUCUGAGAGGAUAUUCAGGGUGUGGUGAACACAUAAGAAAGGCUAUAUCGACUCCAAACAAGGACACCGAAGAAGCUGCAUGGAAUGCAGUUUUACCAUGUGUCCUGAAACUAAAAGAUUACUAUGAAUUCAGUUUACGGAUCGAGGAGGUCUACCCAAAAGUGCUGGAAUUCUUUUGUCAAGGUGACCUAUACAAACAAUUGGAAACAUGUCAGGCUACCGCCAAACGAUUCGCCGAUUUGCUUUACUUUUGCUCGCAGUUCGAUGAGCUAAAGAUGUCCAACCCAAACAUUCAAAACGACUUUUCAUACUACCGCCGAACACUCAAUCGUCUCCGUAACCAGAACGGCGGACAGGUACCAGCAAACACUGUAGUAGGAGAUGAUUUGGCCAACCGAAUGAGUUUGUUUUACGCUUUUGCAAACCCAAUGACCAAGGCCAUUACAGAUAAGACAACUGCUGCCAUUGCUGCUAGCAAAGGAGCCAUCACAGAACAAAUCAGCGAACUCUUUUCUCUUAUUGCAGCCAUUUGUUAUAACUAUGUCGCUAAAGAGAGGACGGGAUCAAUCGACAUGGUCUCAUACUGCCUCCGCGUGAUGGUCUCAUGUAUCGUCAUAUACGACCACGUCUCACCAACCGGUGUGUUUGCAAAGGGCUCCAAAGUAAAUAUCAAGGCAUCCGUCAAAGUGAUUCGAGAUGCCGGUGCUGGAUCUGGAGAGCUCUUGUUGAAUGCUCUGAGAUAUACCACUGUACAUUUGAAUGACGAGAGUACACCAAAGGGAAUCAAGGCAUUGUUGAACAAUCCUCCUACACCGCAGUAG
Molecule: messenger RNA, 975 nt
Organism: Synchytrium microbalum
Lineage: Eukaryota; Fungi; Chytridiomycota; Chytridiomycetes; Synchytriales; Synchytriaceae
Exons: 7
Coding region: 1-975 (324 amino acids)
Biological process (GO): regulation of actin filament polymerization
Molecular function (GO): small GTPase binding
Source: RefSeq, a predicted model, not a curated record